Messenger RNA from Fraxinus pennsylvanica, 516 nucleotides. The record is from the annotation of a GenBank genome assembly. Lineage: Eukaryota; Viridiplantae; Streptophyta; Magnoliopsida; Lamiales; Oleaceae.
AUGAAUUCACCAUUGUUGACUUUGGAAAUUGCUUGUUUGGGGAUUUUCUUUGGUUUCUUUGCUCUCAUUGUUGAGUCUCAACCGAAUGUGAAUCCUCCACCGCGAAUUACGCCGCCUCCUCCGCCAUUGGGUCCGCCCUCUCCAUUCGUUCCGUCACCUCCACCGCCGCUAUUGAGUCCGCCCCCACCACCGCCACCGCCACCACCGGCUCCGCCCCCUCCAUUCCUUCCGCCUCCGCCUCCACCUCCACCUCCACCUCCACCUCCAACUCAAUCACCACCACCUCCCCCGCCCAUGCCUCUCAGUUCUCCCUCGCCAUCUCCAAGGAAACGCCUCUUCCCACCUCCAAACGAAUCACGUCCACAUUUGAGCCCCCCACCGAAGAAAGAUAAGCUAAACACGGGGAAAAUAAUCGGGUUAAUGUUCGCAGGAAUAGCAGGGAUCUUGCAAGUGUGUGUUGUGGCAUUCUUGUUGAUUAGGAGGCGGCAAAUUUUAAAGGAAGAAGGUGUUUAUUGA